Elephantulus edwardii (Cape elephant shrew) is the source of this 2880-nucleotide messenger RNA. RefSeq names its product chordin (gene CHRD). The transcript has 23 exons. Lineage: Eukaryota; Metazoa; Chordata; Mammalia; Macroscelidea; Macroscelididae. Gene Ontology annotation, biological process: multicellular organism development. Gene Ontology annotation, molecular function: protein binding. The record is from RefSeq and is a predicted model, not a curated record. Bases 1 to 2880 code for a protein of 959 amino acids.
AUGCCGAGCCUCCCGGCCCCGCCGGCCCCGCUGCUGCUUCUUGGGCUGCUGCUGCUCGGCUCCCGGCCGGCCCGUGGCGCCGGCCCCGAGGCCCCCGCGCUGCCCAUCCGCCCGGAGAAGGAGCCGCUGCCCGUCCGGGGAGCGGCAGGCUGCCCCUUCGGCGGGAAGGUCUAUGCCUUGGACGAGACGUGGCACCCGGACCUGGGGGAGCCCUUCGGGGUGAUGCGCUGCAUGCUGUGCGCCUGCCAGGCGUCUCAGUGGGGUCGCCGCGCACGGAGCUUGGGGAGGGUCAGCUGCAAGAACAUCAAGCCUGAGUGCCCAGCCCUGAGCUGCAAGCAGCCGCACCAGCUGCCCGGAGACUGCUGCCAGACCUGCCCUCCGGAGCAUGGCGGCCCUGAGACGCAGCCGUCGGGCCUGGCCUUCGAGUAUCCGCGGGACCCGGAGCACAGCAGCUACAGCGACCGAGGGGAGCCCAGCGCUGAGGAGCAGGCACGCGGCGAUGGCCACACGGACUUCGUGGCACUGCUGACUGGGCCGAGGUCGCAGGCGGUGGCUCGGGCCAGAGUAUCACUGUUGCGCUCUAGUUUACGCUUCUCCAUCUCCUACCAGAGCCUGGACCGCCCCACCAGGGUUCGCUUUUUGGAUUCAACUGGCAGCACCUUGUUUGAGCACCCUGCAACCCCUACACAGGAUGGCCUGGUCUGUGGGGUGUGGCGGGGAGUGCCUCGGUUGUCCCUGCGGCUCCUUAGGGCAGAGCAACUGCACGUGACGCUGGUGACAUCCACUCACCCUUCAGGGGAGGUCUCAGGGCCUUUCAUCCGGCACAGGGCCCUGUCUGCAGAGACUUUCAGUGCCAUCCUGACUCUGGAAGACAGCCCACAGCAGGGUGUAGGGGGCAUUGCUCUACUCACGCUCAGUGACACAGAGGACUCUUUGCACUUUUUGUUGCUCUUCCGGGGGCUGCUGGAACCCACGAGUGGAGGACCAGCCCAGGCUCCCUUGAGGCUCCAGAUUCAACACCAGGGGCAACUCCUGCGAGAGCUCCAGGCCAAUGUCUCAGCCCAGGAGCCAGGCUUUGCCGAGGUGCUGCCCAAUCUGACAGCCCAGGAGAUGAACUGGCUGGUCCUGGGGGAGCUGCAGGUGACUCUGGAGAGGGUAGGCGGGCCAGAGCUGCGCAUCAGUGGACACAUUGCCCCCAGGCAGAGCUGUGACGUCCUACAGAGUGUUCUUUGUGGGGCCGAUGCCCUGAUUCCAGUCCAGACGGGAGCCGCUGGCUCAGCCAGCCUCACACUGCUUGGAAAUGGAUCCCUGGUCUACCAGGUCCAAGUGAUAGGUGUAAGCAGUGAGGUGGUGACCAUGACACUAGAGACCAAGCCUCAGCGGAGGAACCAGCAUACUGUACUGUGCCAGAUGACUGGAUUCCAGCCUACAGGACACAUGGCUGUGGGUGUUUGUCCUGGGCUGGGGGCCCGAGGGACUCAUAUGCUGCUGCAGAAUGAGCUCUUCCUGAAUGUGGGCACCAAGGACUACCCAGAUGGAGAGCUUCGCGGGCACGUGGCUGCCCUGCCUUACAGUGGGCGCCGGGCCCUCCAUGAUGUGCUGCCUGUGCCCCUGGCAGGAGCCCUUGUGCUGCCCCCUGUGCGGAGUCAGGCAGCAGGGCAUGCCUGGCUCACCCUGGACACCCACUGUCACCUGCAUUAUGAAGUGCUGCUAGUGGGGCUUGGUGGCUCUGAACAAGGCACAGUCACUGCCCAUCUCCUUGGGCCUCCUGGGACGCCAGGUGCCCGGCGGCUGCUGAAGGGAUUCUACGGUCCAGAGGCUCAGGGUGUAGUCAAGGACCUGGAACCGGAGCUGCUGCAGCAUGUGGCCCAGGGCACAGCCUCCCUACUGAUCACCACCAAGGGCAAUCCUGGAGGGGAGCUUCGAGGGAAGGUGCAGAUCGCCAAUGGCUGCGAAGUGGGCGGCCUGCGACUGGCUGCGGCGGAGACUGAGAGGGCGCAGGGAGCCCCGGAUCCGGAUCCUUCAGAGGCGCCCAAGGUCCUGCCAGUACUGCCUGCUGCUCGCGUCCUGGAGGCCUCAGUGCCCGCCAAACCUGGUGUCCCUGUAAAGCUCCGGGAUUCCAACUCGUGCUUCUUUGAGGGGCAGCAGCGCCCCCAUGGGGCUAGUUGGGCGCCUAACUACGAUCCUCUCUGCUCUCUCUGCACCUGCCAGAGACGUACAGUGAUUUGUGACCCCGUGGUGUGUCCCUCGCCCAGCUGCCCACAGCCAGUGCAGGUGCCAGACCAAUGCUGCCCAGUUUGCCCGGAGAAACAAGACAUCAGAGACCGGCCAGGGCUGCCUAAAAGCCGGGACCCAGUAGAAGGCUGCUAUUUCGAUGGGGACCGGAGCUGGCGGGCAGCGGGUACCCGGUGGCACCCGGUCGUGCCUCCCUUUGGCUUAAUUAAGUGUGCGAUCUGCACUUGCAAGGAGGGCACCGGAGAGGUGCACUGUGAGAAGGUACAGUGUCCCCGGCUGACCUGUGCCCAGCCUGUCCGUGCCAAUCCCACUGAUUGCUGUAAACAGUGUCCAGCACUGGUAUCAGGGUCCCAGCCCCAGCAAGAGGACCCCAUGCAGGCAGACAGUCCCCGGGGCUGCCGUUUUGCAGGGCAGUGGUUCCCAGAGAGCCACAGCUGGCACCCACUAGUGCACCCCUUUGGGGAGAUGAGCUGUAUAACCUGCAGGUGUGGGGCAGGGGUGCCCUACUGUGAGCGAGAUGACUGUUCGCCCUCGCUGGCCUGCAGCUCUGAGAAGGAGAGUCGAUGCUGCUCACACUGCACACCCCGAAGACCCCCAGACACCAAGACUGAUCCAGAGCUGGACAAAGAAGCCGAAGCCUCCUAG